AUGAAGGCUGAUGGCCUAACGGACACGAUAACCUUCAUGAUCGACACCGGGGCCGCGCCAAAUUUAAUAAAAAAGGGAACACUAACUCGAAAUAACGAAAUAGAUCCCAUCGACACGCUACUCUUAAAAGGGAUCACCGCGGGAAGCAUCCCCACUCUGGGGUCUAUUACUAUUAAAUACAUGGGUUUCCCUAUUAAACUCCAUGUAAUCAACGACGAUUUCCCAAUCGCACAGGAAGGAAUCCUAGGAUCCGCCUUCCUAAAGGACGCGGGGUCCAUCGACUUCAAAAACCAAAUUCUCACGUGGCAAGGAGUGCCCAUUCCUCUUUCGAAUAAUACGUUGGUUACCGUACCGGCGAGAACGCGCGGGGUAUUGCCGCUUAAAAUCCUAAACCCAAGCCCUAGGGAAGGGUAUAUCCCUCGAAUUACAAUUCGCGACGACGUGUUCCUAGGAGACGCCGUCGUGUCAAAUCGAAACGGUUUAGCGUAUGUAGGAAUCGUAAACGCCGGAGAAACGGAAUGCAAACUCCCUAUUCCUACGGUCGAACUAGAGGAAGUAGAGAUAUUAACCGGAGACCCCUCGACGUCGCGUCAACCGGAACUCGGGGGCUCCCCGGCCAGAGAUAAAGGGAUCCAACGCGCACGCACGCCUACCCUAGGGACUGACGUGCCUGCGCCUCGCCACAAAACAAAACAGCCCUUUGUCUCCCAAGCGAAUACGCCCGAACGCCUAGGCCUUCCAGGCGAACCUCGCGACACACAACACAUGCUCUCAAGCACAGCGGUCGAUGAUGCAACAGACACGUAUAAACAAAGAGACACUCGACGCUCGAGGCUCCUAAACCUGCUGCGCCUUGACCAUUUGAACGAGCCCGAAGUAAAAAACGUAAAAGAACUACUGAACGAAUUCAGCGACUUGUUCCACCUACCCGACGAACAACUACAAUGUACCUCAGCGACCAAACAUCGAAUAACUACCACCGACAACACUCCAAUUAACACCAAACAGUAUAGAUAUCCGCCAAUACACAAGGAGGAAAUUGAUAAACAAAUUCAAGAUUUGCUAAAAAACAAGGUUAUCAAACCUUCGAACUCACCAUACAACUCCCCCUUGUGGAUUGUGCCCAAAAAGGCCGACACCCAAGGUAACAAGCGUUGGCGAAUGGUAAUAGACUAUAGAGCGCUAAACGAAAAAACCGUGGGAGACGCGUAUCCGCUCCCCAACAUAACCGAAAUACUCGACCAACUCGGCAGCGCGAAAUAUUUCAGUAUAUUCGACCUCGCUUCAGGCUUCCAUCAGAUCGCGAUGCAUGAGGACGAUGCGCCAAAAACAGCCUUUUCCACGCCCCAUGGGCACUAUCAAUUCAAUAGAAUGCCAUUCGGUCUGAAAAACGCGCCAGCUACCUUUCAACGCCUCAUGGAUCAAGUUCUGACCGGCCUGCAAGGAACCGAACUGUUCGUCUACCUCGACGACAUUGUUAUAUACGCGAGCUCACUCGAAGAGCACUCAGCCAAGUUUGCGAAGCUAGCACAACGCUUACGCGUCGCGAAUCUUCAUCUACAACCGGACAAAUGCGAGUUCCUGCGAAAGGAGGUAUCCUAUCUCGGACACGUAAUAGGGGAAAACGGGGUAAAGCCCGACCCUAAGAAAAUUAUCGCGGUUAAAGACUUCCCACGGCCAAGAAACGCGAAAAACAUAAAACAAUUCUUAGGCCUAGCCGGUUACUACCGGCGCUUCAUACAAAAUUUCUCCAAAAUAGCUAGACCACUAACAUCCCUGUUGAAAAAAGACGCCAAAUUCACGUGGAACGAGCUACAAGAACACGCAUUUGUCUCGCUCCGCAACUCGUUAUGCACGGAGCCGAUCUUACAAUACCCGGACUUUACUAGACCGUUCGUCGUCACCACGGAUGCGUCCGGAUAUGCGAUAGGCGGUAUAAUCAGUCAGGGACAGAUAGGCAAAGAUCUCCCCAUCGCAUACGCCUCUCGACUCUUAAACGCAGCGGAACAAAAUUACUCGACAAUCGAGAAGGAACUCUUAGCCAUAGUGUACUGUGUACAACAUUUCCGUCCCUACCUCUACGGUCGCAAAUUCAACCUGGUCACGGACCACAGACCACUAGUGUGGCUGCAUUCUGUGAAAGAUCCGAGCUCGAGAUUAGUCCGUUGGCGAUUAAAACUUCUCGAAUACGAGUACGAAGUCACAUACAAAGCAGGUAAAGUUAAUGCUAACGCAGACGCCUUGUCCAGGAACCCCGCCGAAAUACGCCUAUUCCCCCUCGCCCCUGAACUUGACGUCUCCAGUUCCGAUGAAUCCAUCUUUUCCCCGCGACCCGACCAACAACGACGAGAAGAGAAUUCGCGAGACCAACCGCCAGACGCACACGACCCCGACGAUCACCACGACGAUCACCCCGACGACUCAGAAACCGACACCGAUGACAGCAGUACAACAGACAGCGCGUCCAGCCCAGAAACCGAGAUAUUCGAUCAAGUAAAUGAACCAUACGUACUGCGUAACGAAAAUAUAACCGAGAUCAAAGACAAUUUCCUAUUGCGAAAGGACCACAAGGCCGUAUUCGUCACCCAAAAGGGCGACCCCUGCGAUAAAGGAGCUAGACUGCUCCAGGAACAUGACUUGCUACCUGCGUUACGCAGCCAAACACUGGGAAGAGCGAGUGUAACGACGGAGAAGGAACCAAAAAUCAUAUCCCUGGUGAUCAAAGAGCGUAAAAUCACGCAACUAGACAUAGAGAUCCUUCGCGAGGCCAUACAAUCCCUACGAGAUGUCUGUCAAGAGCUUCAACUCAACUCCGUGUCACUAUGCAAGGGCGACUUAGAAAACGUACCUUCCGACACCAUCCGCAACCUGCUGCAACAAACAUUUGAGGGCGACCCGACCAAAAUCCUCCUAUGCAACAACCAAAUUCAAGUACCACCCCCGGGAGAUAGGAGAAGGAUUCUAGAGGAAUGCCAUUCCAGCAUGAUCGGAGGACACAAAGGAGUGACAAAGACGUACUUGCGCAUCAAGGAAAAAUAUCAAUGGCCCAAUUUGAAGGAAGAAAUACAGGAAUUCAUCCGCAACUGCAGAAGUUGCCAAUUAAAGAAACUAGUAAGAGUAAAAACAAAGCAGCCCAUGGUCAUCACGGACACCCCAAAGGAAGCGUUCGAGAAAAUCUCAAUGGAUAUCAUGGGCCCACUCCCCACCACUUCCUCCGGCAAUUCCUACAUCCUCACAAUACAAGACCUACUAACCAAACACUCCACCGCCAUCGCGCUGAGACAAGCCUCCGCGUUAGACGUAGCAGACGCGUUCGUAAACAAUUUCAUCUGCCUAUACGGCGCACCAAAAGCAGUUCUAACCGACCAAGGCUCUCACUUCAUUAACAGCCUCAUCAAGGCUGUGGCCCGAAAAUUUAAGAUCAACCAGUGCAAGACUACCGCGUACCACCCACAAUCAAACGGGUUCAUAGAACGCAGCCACCACGUCUUGUGGGAAUAUCUGAAGCAAUACACCAAUACGCAACACGAAUGGGACGAAUUCCUUAAUCUCGCAAUGUUCUCGUAUAACUCAAGCGUGCACGAAGGGACCUCCUAUAGGCCACACGAGCUAGUCUUCGGGAAAAGUGUGCGAACACCGUCUAGCGACCCACCUAUCGAGGAUAACUUAAGCGAAACAUACAAGGAUUACUUAACUACGCUGUUCAAUCGCCUAAAAACCACACAGGAACUCGCUCGCGAGAAUCUCUGCGGAGCCAAGGCCCGUAGCAAACGCUACUAUGAUCGAAACUUAAACCCUCAGAACUUCAGAGUAGGAAGCUGCGUGUACUUACUAAAAGAACCCAGCAAGGGUAAGCUAGGAGACCAAUACUCGGGCCCAUACCGAGUACUAGAAGUAUUACGAAAUAAUAACAUACGCAUUAGUAUAAGCGAAAACCAGACGAAAAUCGUCCAUAGUAAUAAGUUGCGUCUAGAUAAGGCCAAAGGCCCCCCUCUCCGACCAUAG
This is a messenger RNA of Harpegnathos saltator (Jerdon's jumping ant), 4005 nucleotides long. RefSeq lists its product as uncharacterized. Gene Ontology annotation, molecular function: nucleic acid binding. Bases 1 to 4005 code for a protein of 1334 amino acids. Lineage: Eukaryota; Metazoa; Arthropoda; Insecta; Hymenoptera; Formicidae. The record is from RefSeq and is a predicted model, not a curated record. The transcript has a single exon. Gene Ontology annotation, biological process: DNA integration.